GCUUUAUCAUACAGUACAGUUCGUUGUUUUUGUGUUGUCGAGAUCGUCGAUGGUUUACAACAAGCUUGACCUUUUGCUGUUACAGUAGGUUAGACAGCGCGUUAGUCGCAGCUUUUCUGGUCGGGUCGCUGAUAAAAGGCGACUUGAUCUCGCUCAUAUCUGCGUCUGUGUGAAAUCACUGGAAAGGGAUGCCGCUGCGGACAUACUCCGACGGACUCAAACAGUCUUUGGAUUCCAUCUCAUCACAUUUAAUCGGCAAGAGCAGUUUUUCUAUAAGUUCAGACGACCUCAGAGUAACUCAUCCUCGACCGAGUGCGUGUGAAAGAUGUUUAGUAGCGAUUGUGAAUUAAGAGUUCGGCUGUGAAACGACGGUAGGAGCAGCAAAAGCUAACGGUCGACAACAAAAGCGGAGUUCUCCAAACUGCGUCACCGAGGAUUCAGCUCGAUUAAGAAGACGACGUCUGCAGUCCGCGGCUGACUUCUGAACCCAGUGUUUUCUGCCUGUGCGGGAGAUAUUGCUCGAGACGAGAAUGAAACUGCUGGAAAACUCCAGUUUUGAAGCCCUCAGCUCUCAACUUUGUGUUGAAAUGGGAGAGUCGCGAAUCCUUGGCAGGAUUGAGAGCUACUCCUGUAAGAUGGCAGGGGAUGACAAACACAUGUUCAAGCAGUUCUGCCAGGAGGGGGAGCCACACAUCCUGGAGGCUCUUUCUCCCCCUCAGUCCACCAGCACCACCAGCCCUUCACAGCUGGGGAAGAGCAGUGAAGACGGGGAGAAUCCUUUGAGUGACAAGUGUUGCAGGAAGACUAUAUUCUACCUCAUCACCACGCUCAACGAGUCUUUCAGACCAGACUACGACUUCAGCACGGCACGCCCCCAUGAGUUCAGCCGAGAGCCCAGCCUUAAUUGGGUGGUAAAUGCUGUAAACAGCAGCUUGUUCUCAGCUGUUGGAGAAGAGUUCAACUCCCUGGGCCCGGAGUUGUGGAAUGCCAUGGACCAAGAGAUAAACUUGCAGAGCUGUGACAUUUACAGUUACAACCCCGACCUGGAUUCUGAUCCGUUUGGGGAAGAGGGGAGCCUCUGGUCCUUCAAUUACUUCUUCUACAAUAAGAAACUGAAGAGGAUUGUCUUCUUCACAUGCAGAUCUGUCAGUGUGUUGAGUGGGUAUGGUGGCGAUUGUCCUGACAACGAGCUAGACAUGGAGCUGGAUGACGAAGAGGAAAUGGAUGGUGUCACAGAGGACAGGUGCCCCAGAGCUCUCUGUGUGUGAAUUUUUCCAGCUGUUGCACCUUGGCCAAAGAGCAUACCGGCCAUUCUUCAUCAUCAGUACAUUUUUCGUUCCACGUUUUUCCUUUUGAUUACGCUGCCUCAUCCAAAGCCUCUCUCACGUAUGGGACUGUUGCAUGUCUGAAGUCUUCUCCUCUGGUGGUGGUAGAGCUUCACACCACACAUGGACAUUUUGUCAAAGACCACAUGGUAAUUUCGAGCUCAUUCGUUGUGCUUGUUUUAAGCUCUUAACAGAAAUACGCACUCUCCUGUCACAUUUCCAAA
Molecule: messenger RNA, 1549 nt
Organism: Thalassophryne amazonica
Lineage: Eukaryota; Metazoa; Chordata; Actinopteri; Batrachoidiformes; Batrachoididae
Gene: maf1b
Product: MAF1 homolog, negative regulator of RNA polymerase III b
Exons: 8
Coding region: 531-1268 (245 amino acids)
Biological process (GO): negative regulation of transcription by RNA polymerase III
Cellular component (GO): nucleus
Molecular function (GO): RNA polymerase III core binding
Source: RefSeq, a predicted model, not a curated record